Messenger RNA from Pocillopora meandrina, 7058 nucleotides. The record is from the annotation of a GenBank genome assembly. NCBI's taxonomy places the organism in Eukaryota, Metazoa, Cnidaria, Anthozoa, Scleractinia, Pocilloporidae.
GCUUACGGUGAAUGGAAAAGGGAAGUUCUAUUUGAGAGCAAUUGUAUCUUCUCUAGCUCAAGGAAGCUGUGGUUUCUCAAGACUUCGAAAAUAUUAUCGCAGUAAAUUAUCAUGGCGACUCUGUUUCUUCUUGUGGCUAUAUUUCAGCUGUUAAUUCUACGGAAGGCUUUAAUUGUCGAAGGUAAGUACUUGGGUACGUGCAUUUAGAGCGAAAAAAGAUCGCAAAGCUUAUCAGGUGUUUGCGAGAAAAACAACUUGAUUGUAGUCAGAGGGGCCGGUAAAGAUUCGGUGGUUGUUUGAUAUUAUUUGGUGACACACUCAACACAUUUAGAUAGCGUUGGGAAAUUUAUAGAGUAGAGCUUCUUGUAUCAUCUGUAACUAGAAAAUGACUUCGCUCUCGCAACACUACAAAUCUCAUUCAGGUACUGUGCCCAAUAGAAAGCCUGCCAAACUCGAUCUAAAAGCUCGCAUUCAUUUGUGAACUCAGUCCAUUUUUCCCGGUUUGAUUGGGUCUUGAGGAUUUCCUUUCUCCUGAGGAUUGAAAGACACUAUUAUAUAUUAGCCCUCAACUAGGAAAAUGGAAAGAUUUCCGCUAUAUGAGAAGAUUCGUACUUCGAGAUAGAAAUUACACAUUCAUUUGAAAAGAACGUUUGUUUACAUGAGUUACUGAUGUCGUUCAGGACAUACGUGUUGCCAUUGACGAUCUGUUUUUCAUCUUGAUUUGAUAUGUAUUUGUAUGGCAGUUAUCGACGCAAUUAUAGAUCAAAACUUCUUCAGAUAAAAGGGCGGGCUAAGGUUUGACUAUUCAAGAAAUGAAAUGAAAAACAUUGAGGGUCCCUGGAGUAAAUUACUGAUUGGCAACAUUCCUCUUUGAGCAUUGUCUUAUCGAAAUAUUUUUUUUUUCAGUCUCCGGGAACCCAAGAAACGAAGAAAUCGAAUUUUUUAUAUUGAUUUUUAAUUUAAUGAUGCGCGUAAUUCUUUCAAAUUUUUCUCAGCCGUUCUUAUUUUUUUAAUGAUUCGCUUAGCCAAGCAAAACACUCGUUAUAUUUAGAUAUAUUGAAUGAGUUGUCCACGACUUAACGAAUACAUAAUAUGAGAACCGAAAAGUUGGGAAUGUAAUUUCUUGAUUUAGAGUAUGUGUAUAAGGUUGAACGUAAAAACAUUAUUACUAUUGUGUGCACAUGGGUUUGUUGAAGUUUUGUGAAAAUGUAGAACAGAGUGAUCUGAGGUUCGAUCCUACUUUUGCAAAUAAUUACAUAGUAAUGAUUAGAUUAACAGUUACCCGUUUGUCUGUUUAUCCCUUAGUUUAUUGGAAGUAUUAACUAUGUUAUUUAGACCACUUGAGCUGUGUGCAGACUGUACUUUACAGUCAGCACUUUGUAUUGAAAUGAAGGAAAUGUUUGUCAGUCUGAUUGUCAUGACAUCUCAUUAUGGUUCCACUUCAGUGUUAAAAUGAUACUAACUCAUAGCUAAACAAUGUUAUUAUCAUUUUGAAACAAUCUUGUUGCAGGCAACAAUUCAUCAGUGUGGUUUAGCAAUGCAACAAGUCCUACUUCAAGUAAUGGAAUAGAUAAUAAGCCAAUGUCACCAAAUACAACCAGCAACUCCACCAGUACAGUUGUGUCAAAAUCUACCUCAAAACCGACUACUCAUACCUCAAUGACCUUAACAUCAGGGCCUGGAGUUAUUAAAGGAAGUAUGAAGUCUGGAUUGAGUUCUGCAUCAUCCACAGAGAAUAAUGCUGUUCAGAUGCCAGGGAAAACUAUAAGUACUAAACCAGUUGUUAGUGACCCAUCAGCCACCAAAGAAAGUGAUGAUGAAGGUGAUAAAUAUAGAAAUAGAAAAUAAAAGAUGUAUAAAUGGCAUUUAGAAAAAGGUUAAGUCUAUAGUGACAACUUUAAAAGCCUAUUCAAGUGAAGUGAGAUGCUGAUGUGCAUUGUCUUAACUUGUCUGUUGUGGCUUCCAUUUCAGUAAAGCCCAAAUUAAAAGUUACACAUCUGGUUAACAGUUAUUAUACUUAUAACAAAGGUUAUCUGUCUGUUGUGGGUACAAACAAAAUUAUCUCAUUACAUGUAAAUUAGUCUUUCAAUCAUCGUCUUCAAUAUGCAUCAAUUCUGAAUUUGGACCUCUAAUGACUAAGUAAACCUGAUGUUGGUGGUCAAGUUACUACAUCAAAACAUAUUUUAAAUUGGUUAAUUGUUUAGUUGGUAUUUUAUAAUUUUAAUGGGACUCCAUGAUUUUGUAACAAAAUAUUGGUAUGUUCUAUGUGCUCCACCCAGUAAUUACAUCCUUAUACCACCCAUGCAAUCCUGUUAUCUACUUCCUCCAUUAUCUUUGUUUUUCCUCUUUGGCUGGUCAUGUUAGGGUAUUGUUACAGCAAAUGACUGUGAUACUUUUUAAAAGUUCUUAAUGUGUUAUUCAAUUAAAUCCUAUUCAAUUUAAAUAUCUUGUUACAGGUGGAGUUCCAUAUUGGGUCUACAUUCUCAUAGCUUUUGGAGUGAUCUUUGUCAUCACUAUUGUAGUGUGUGUCAUUUAUGCACGGCUGGAAAGGUGGUGAGUGUGGUUGUUACAUCUGUAUGGCUUUUUAUUAAAAUUAAUGAUAGUAAGUUGCCUGACUCUGUGUCUAUUUUGCAGCAUUAGGUUAGCUCCUCUUAAUGCUUGUUCUAUUUUUGUAGGAAAACCCAGGGUUCAUACAUGGUUUGGGAUGACAAUGAGCUAGAGUUGAGCCCUGCUUUCACAAGGUAAAUAUAAACAGUUAGAACAGGAAGUGAGAAAGAUGAUUCCAUUCAAGUAAUAUUAUCUUUAGGACACUCGACUUUGGUGAGUGAUUGAUCAAAAGGAGGGUUUUGUAUAGGAAAAGAGCUCAGUUUGAUAAUGAAAAUUGACCAUGAGAGGGACAGUUGUGAAAAGUUUGAGCCAAUCCUGUCAUGCAUGAGAAUGCCAAGUUGUUCUCAUAAGUUAGUUUGAAAAAAGGAAUAUUUAUAAACAGGAAGGUCCUUUUUAGUGCUAAGUCCUCAAGUUAGUUAGUAGUUGAUAUCUUGUCAGUAUGUGUAAGUUAGAUGAUAUUUUGGUCCAAUCAGUGUGUUUUUCAGGAAGGUGAGAAUGUAUAUGUCAUAUGUUGUUUGAAGGGCCAUAUAGACUCCGAAUAUUUUUUGUUACCUGUUGGAUAUAGCUGUCAAUAAGGAUGCAUUUCAUUAUUGUUUGUUGUUCAAAUAUUGUUUUUAUUCAUUAUGGGUCUAAACUAGUAAAUCAACAGUUAACAGGAAAAUGCAAUUUUGACAAUAAAAAUAUAAUACCAUGGUAUCACUAUAACUGAUGUGAUCAUUUGUUACCUCUUUUUAUCACAGAGAGUCAGAAUUCCUCCUUGAUAGUUUGGCAAGUAAGUUUGACAAAUUUGUAAAAAUUGUACAAAGUUCUCAAGCUGUAAAUUUUUUUCUAAGUGCAACCUGUCACUGAUAGUAUAAUGUGUCAUUUCUUGUAAGGUCAGCUUGUAUAAUCUGUCUCAUUGAAUAUGCUUGGCAGUGUAUACCAAUCCUGAUCACUUCAGUGAUUUUCAAUGAUGAAGUUAAAUAAGUUUGAAUUAGUUUCAUUCAUUAUCUUCUUACUUUUCAACUCUUUUUUUUUUAAUCUUUUGCAGCUAAUCAAGAACCAGGGACUCCUGAACUUCAGAUAUAUGAGAUUCCUUUGGACUCACUUGGCCACCAACGAGUAUACAUAGGAACAAAACGAAUUGUGCCCAAAAGUGAAGAACACAGGGAAGCUGUGAAGUUUACUAAAAACAAGAAGUCAAGAAAGAAGGAUGCACAGUUUCAAGAAAACACUCUGCCAAGGGCAGGGAAAAGGGAUCAUAUUUACAGCUCAGUGAAUGAUGAAGUCAGCAGCGCCCUAAGUGAUGGUAAAAGAGAAUACUUUGCAAGUUAUUGAGUUGUAAAAUUUGAUAGAAACAUCAUAAAAAUGCAUCUAAAAUAUUGACAUGUGUUGUGAUAGCUUUGUACUUGGUUUCAAAGGAAUCCUUAAUUGACUUAAUGAUACUGUUUCCAUUAAUCUGUGUAUUGUAAUGGCAUCUCAAACAAUUAGACAAAAAUGAGGCUCUGUAUUAUGCCUUGACCAUUUAGACACCUAAAAGGUUGUGUGAUUUAUCCUCGUUUAUUUGCUGAAUAUGUUAAAACUCCUAAAACUAAGUUAUCCAUUGAUUCAGACAUCAAACAUUAAUAUAGAAUAAUAUCCCAAAAUUCAUAUUUACAUAAGAAGGCAUUCUCUCGUUGAAUUUUUUAAAUAUAGUUCAGUGUAGCUGACGUUACUGUUUUCACAAUUUUUGUUUAUUCUUUCAAUGAAAUUAGGCCUUCAAAAAGCUCGGCAAUUUUGAGGGAAAUUUUUUAAUCAUUGUUCUUUUAUUUUUAUUCAAAUGGUGAACAUUUCAAUAUUUCAAUAAUUUCAUUGCAGGAGACCUUUUCGAGGGCAGGAAUGUUAAUGGGUGCACCACGCCUCCUGUUAUAUUAUCCUGCCAAACCUUGGGUAAAAGCAGCUCACUGAAACCCAUGUUCAAUGGCCGAUCACCCUCUCCAGAGGAGUUAGAUCUGAAGAUAAGAUCGUUCACACUUGGUUCACGAACAAAGAGUGUAUCAAACAUAUUUCAGAAUAGGCCAUUACCACCUGCUCCUAGUAAACGUUUUUCAAAGAGCCUUGAUCGAUUGCGGUUUUUUGAAAUCUCGCAAAACAGGGGAAAAAGUGGAACGUACCCAUCUCAUCAGAAGUCACCGCCCAUGCGGGCCCAUCCAAUGUUGGUGAAAUCGUCCAGUUUUGGAGGCACAUACAACAAAAUAAUCUGUGGAUCACCGUCAUUGCCACCUGUGCCACCACCACCAAGAAAGGGCUCGAUGGGUUGCAUCGACAAAUUGGCAGCAUAUGAUAUUAGUGAUGCCAGGAAAACUAACCUAUGCCGCAGGCACUCCAAGUCUUUAGACACUCUUCUACUGUUGAGAGAAAUCAACUGGACCGCCUUUGACGUGGACAUUUACCACCCUUAUGAAAGUGUACCGGGUAACCAGGUGGGUGAGAACAACAAUAUUGUGGAACCUUCCUAUGCAAGUGUUAGCAGUGAUGAGAAAUCGUCCCGCAGUGAAAGCAGUGGAAGAGCAAGUUCUCAAAGCAAGGCGAGCACUCGGUCUGCAAGUCCGAUAGAGAGUGACACGCCAGAAGAUGAUGCUGAAGAAGAUCACCCAUACGCAAGUGUCACCGAGGAUAACGAAAGGCCAAAGACGGGAAGCCUAAAUGGGUGGGACCAGCGGUAUUCAAAUCGUGAUAGUGAUGGAAGAGAUAGUGGAGUCUCUUCCGCCAUGCUUGAGCCUGACAGUGAUCCUGCUUCCCCAUAUGCUUCGGUGAGAAUUAGCCAGAUUCCAGGAUUGGUCGCGUCACAGUGUCGCUCCUCAACGGGUGAAGAAAGCAACUAUGGGGAGGUCUUUGAAAAGGAGGAUUCUGGGUCGAGUAUAGGUACUUGCAAGGAUCUUAAAGAAUGUGUUGACUCUAAGCGAUCUAGCACUCAUACUUACUUGGAGCUCAUUCCGGACAGCUGCAGAAACAGUGUGGUAUCGGAAACUAGCUCAGGCUAUGCACGACCAAUAGAUGUUAUUUCAAGUACACCAGACGCGUCCGAUAGUACGGGAUUAGAUAACAAGAAUCGUCAGAGUUUAACUGAUCUUCAGAUCCCCAAUGAGAGAUCUGGCACACUGGAAAGUACUUGCAGUGGCCGUGAUACUCUUCCCUGUGCUUUCAACAACAAGGGGAUUACAUUGAUAGUGGAGGAUAAUUUGCAGAAUCAUGAACGCCGGGACCAAACGGAUGAAUCGCGUGUUGGUCCACGUGAGAAAGAUUCGACAGUGUCAGAAUUGUCGUCCCAGGAACCUCAGGCAAGUGACGUGGUUGAAAAUGUCGAUGGUACUAAAGGAGACCCUGAACAACAGGGUGCAUCCUUAAGUCCAAGUGAACACGUUUAUGAGGAAGCAGACUACGUUCAAAGUCUAAGGAAUCUAGAGAGAUGCAAGCGGUCAGACUCAACGAGCAGCGACACUAUUGUGAACAUUCAAGGAGUUAACUUACGAGGAACUUGUCAUACUGAUGAGUUUGUGGUGUAAGAUCCAUUCUGUCCAUGACAGUUUCAAGCAUUUAACGUUUCAUGAUGUACGUUGUUGAAGUCAAUAGCUCAAAAAGUCGGUGUACAAUAGAAAUUAAUAACAGUUUUUAGACUGUAACACGCAGAAACUCAAAGGCUACAGUUUUUAGGUACUUGUUGAGACGUGGAAACAGUUGGUAUCACAAACGCGAAUCAUUCUCGCAAUGUGUAGGCUGAGUAUCUGUACAGUAAGUGCAAGGAAAAGGCAAGGAGGUGCUCCACUAAAUUAACCUGGGUGAAAAAAGUUUAAACUUGUUUUUUGUAUAGAAAGUAAUAUGCGGCUGGUUCGUAUAUAGGUAGGCUAUACAUCAUUGAGCUGGCCUCAUUGCUGAAUGUGUAUGAUGUGGAGUGUUUCCUGGCCUGUAUUUGUAAUAGCGAUUGGGAUUGAAGAGGGACUUUUUUUAUGCGUAAGUAACGGGUGAGGGAGGAGGGGGCAGGCCCUCUCCUCCAGUCUUCACUCUAAAUAGCAAGCGUGUUAGGUUUUGAGUACGCAUCAGAUAGUCGGAGAAUAUAACUUAGUUGGAAUUACUUUAACUCGAUAUGCAGACACGUACAGAUGUCAGUCUUGAUAUUAUCACUUGUUCUGAGUCUUUUGCAUACAUUCCGUAUCAUAUAACCAGAAUCGAUGGUAAGUCUGUUUUGGCUUUACGGGAUAUGAAUUACAUUUGUUACACAAAAUUGAUAUCAGAGUGCAAAUAUUAUGUGUUAUUUAGUUAGCCUCCAAGAGGUGAUAGAGUCAGUGGACGUUAGUAGCUUUAUCAAAAACGCACUCAGAUGGUAAAAACUGGUCUUAGCCCUUGAAAUGGAGAGACCUUGAGUUUCAAGGUUAGGUAAGGGGAACACAUCAAACUAAAAAUAAUGAAUAAAGCUACUUCAGUAUGAAGAGAGA